UUACUCGCAAAUAUAUAUAACCAAAAAUAAAAAGUAAGAAACCAUCAUGUAAGAGAAGAAAAACCAUGGCACAUGGGUUAGGAACGGCUUCGUCUCCGGUGCAUGACUUGUAUAGAUCUUCCACCGUGAGAGACCUCCUUUUUUUUUUUUUUGCAAAAUGAAUAUGAGCCAUUGGAUUAAAUCCAAUCAUUGAGUAGAAAAAGAACAAAAAUGACACUUUUGUUAUUUCAUUCUUAAAUUAAGGGUAUUUUAGUAAAACUGUUAACCCAUUGUUUCCACCAUCUUUUUUCCGUUUUCUCUACCCAGUGUACCGUCUCUUCUCCCCCUCCAUUCACAUACCAGUCACCACCUCCACCAUCAUCCUCAUCUUUCUCAAGUAGUUUGGGGUUUGAGAGGAUAAAACUAUAUAUAGAAUUGAGUGGCAAGUGUAAGUUUUUUUACAAAAAAUGUAUGAUUCGAUUCACUAAAUGUCUGAUUUGAUUCAGACAUGUAGAAACAGACAAUCUGGAAGUAUGAAGAUUCAGACAUGUAGAGUUCUAGCAGGUAGAUAUGGGGAGGUAGGAGGUAUAAUCGCAGAGGAGGGGCGGUUUAAUUCUGUUUGGUGGAAUAAUUUAAUAAAUAUAAAAAAUGGGGUUGGUGUGGGAGGUGGGCGGUGGUUUGAUGAUAAUGUUGGGCGGGAGGUAGGCGACGGUGCUCAUACUUUAUUUUGGUGGGAUCCUUGGAUUGAUGGGUUAGUUUUGAAGAAUAGUUUUGGCCGCCUUUUUGAUCUUGCUAAUAAUAAAAUGGCAACGGUGGCUGAAAUGUAUUCGCUUGGGUGGGGAGAAGAGGGGGAAGUUUGGAAGUGGCGGCGUCGUUUGUUUGCUUGGGAGGAGGAGAAGGUGCUGGAGUGUUGUGAUAUUUUAACUAAUAUUGUUUUGCAGCCUAAUCAUUAUGACAGGUGGAUUUGGCACUUACAUGCUUCCAACAACUAUAACGUCACAAGUGCUUAUAACCAUCUGUUAACACUAAUCAGCAACAACUUGUCAGCAACUCACACGUCAGAAAUUUGGAACAAGGAAGUGCCCCUGAAAAUUAGUCUCUUUGCUUGGCGUCUGUUGCGGGAUAGAUUACCAACAACGGACAAUCUAAUUAAAAGACACAUUUUACUUCUAAAUGCUCAGUUAUGCGUGGGUGGAUGCGGCAUGAUGGGGGAUGCAAAACACUUAUUCCUCUCUUGUGAUUUUUUUGGUAAACUUUGGUAUGGUAUUUCUCAUUGGCUUAGUUGCCACAUAGUGUUUCCUGAACAUGUGCCAGACCAUUUGUAUCAAUUUGGCACCUUAGGAGGCUUCUCAAAAAACAAUCGCUCCGCUUUUCAUCUAAUAUGGUUAUCUUGUGUGUGGGUGAUUUGGCUUGAAAGGAAUGCUCGGGUUUUUCACCAAACAGAAGCUUCGAUUAAUCAAUUGCUAGAUAAAGUUAAGCUUCAAUCUUACUGGUGGCUGAAAGCUAAUCGUCCUAGUUUUGUUUUCUCCUACCAUUCUUGGUGGUUAAAUCCUUUACCUUGCUUGGGAAUUAUUAUGUAACAGGGUAGCUCUCUUUUUUGGUUUUUCCUGUUUUUGUUCCCCGGAUUUCUUUCAGCUGGGUUUUUAGCACUUCUUGUGCUGAAAUAUUCAUGCGUUCAGUAAUAUAUUCCAUUUUAGUUUCUUCAAAAAAAAAAGUCCAUAAUAAAACAGUGAUACGAAUCAAGGAAUAAUGAUUCAAUUCACAUAUGUUACGAUUCAAAAGAUCAUGAAUCGAAUCAGAGUAGAGAUAAUGAUUGAUACAGAUCAAUCAUAUGUGAAUCGAUUCAAACAUGUUCAAAAAGGUUUGCCACACAAAGAGGAAUAAAAAGCUCUA
Molecule: messenger RNA, 1872 nt
Organism: Medicago truncatula (barrel medic)
Lineage: Eukaryota; Viridiplantae; Streptophyta; Magnoliopsida; Fabales; Fabaceae
Exons: 1
Coding region: 468-1559 (363 amino acids)
Source: RefSeq, a predicted model, not a curated record